Messenger RNA from Pecten maximus, 4354 nucleotides. RefSeq names its product dnaJ homolog subfamily B member 11-like. NCBI's taxonomy places the organism in Eukaryota, Metazoa, Mollusca, Bivalvia, Pectinida, Pectinidae. The record is from RefSeq and is a predicted model, not a curated record. Gene Ontology annotation, biological process: protein maturation; protein folding. Gene Ontology annotation, cellular component: endoplasmic reticulum. Gene Ontology annotation, molecular function: misfolded protein binding.
AUGGCGUCGCUAGCAGCAUGGAGCUUAUUUUCACUGAAUAUAAUUGUACUUUUCCUCCAAAUUAUGGCUGGAAGAGACUUUUACCAUAUAUUAGGAGUCAGAAAGUCAGCAACAAAAAAUGAAAUAAAAAAAGCUUACAGAAAGUUAGCAAAAGAAAUGCAUCCUGAUAAAAACCAAGGUGACCCAGAGGCCACUGAGAGAUUCCAGGAUUUAGGUGCGGCAUAUGAGGUUUUAUCUGAUGAUGAGAAGAGAAAGAUUUAUGACAAACAUGGAGAAGAAGGUCUGAAGAAGGGAGACGUAUCAGGAGACCCAUUUGAGAGUUUUUUUGGAGGCUUCAGUCCUUUUUUUGGGAACUCCAGAUCCCAAGACAGGGAAGUUCCGAGAGGAGGUGAUGUGAUCAUGGACCUGGAAGUUACGCUGGAAGAAUUAUAUACAGGAAAUUUUGUGGAGGUAAUCAGGUAUAAGCCAGUGGCUAAACCAGCUAAAGGUACGAGGAAGUGUAACUGUCGGAUGGAGAUGGUCACCCAACAGCUCGGUCCAGGUCGCUUCCAGAUGACACAACAACAAGUCUGUGAUGACUGCCCCAAUGUUAAGAUGGUGCCGGAGGAGAAAGUGUUAGAGAUAGAAAUUGAACAGGGCAUGAGGGACGAACAGGAAUAUCCUUUUGUAGCUGAAGGAGAGCCACAUAUUGAUGGGGAGCCAGGUGACUUGAGAUUCAAGAUCAAACAGGCAAAACAUCGACGAUUCGAAAGGAAGGGUGAUGACCUUUAUACAAAUGUCACUGUCAGUCUUGCUGAUGCUCUAACAGGCUUUGCGAUGGAUAUCCCUCACUUAGACGGCCAUUUGGUCCACAUUGUCCGCGACAAAAUCACAUGGCCUGGUGCCAGGAUGAGGAAAUCUGGAGAAGGAAUGCCAAACUAUGAGAACAAUAAUGUAAAAGGAGCGUUAUUCGUCACAUUCGAUAUAGACUUCCCAAAGGGCACUCUCACGAAAGAGGACCAGGAUCAAAUAAGAGAGAUUUUGAAACAGGAAACAAAGAAAGUUAUUUAUAAUGGACUUCAAGCAAACUUAUUUGCAUAAUGAUAUGAGUUUUAGGGUUGUAAUUUAAAUAUCUCACAAAAAAGUCAAAUAGAAAACUUUCAUCAUGUUUUAAUUCAUUUAGGAAUUGCCAUUUACAUUUGGAUUUAAGUGAUGUAUGGGAGGAAAAACUGUUGUGGUGAUAAUUUUUUUUGAAGGAUACAAAUUAUCUACCUUACUGUUAAUAUUAUCUCCUGGCAUUGGAAAUAUUGUAAAAUCUGGUAUAGAUAAUCGUUGAUUAUUGGAAUUAUAUAAAUUUACUUUUAAGUAUCGAAGAAUGCCGUAGAAACUUACAUCAAAAUCAAUUUUCUCCGUUUUAUUUGUAAGGGGAGAUAACUUCUAACAAUAAUGUUGUAUGUGUCCUUAAGUUGUAGUUAUUGUCUGCACCUUUUUUAACAUUAUUGUUUAUGUGGUUUCUUUUUGUUUCCAAUUACAUUGAAUCUGUGUAACGUCAUAAAAUAAAUAAGAUAUAAACGGGUAUUCACAAAUUUUAUUUUCACUGAAGACAUUCUCUUGUGACCAAUAUAACUUUAAAUAAAGUAAAAUAUAAAAGUAAAGAAAGCUCAUUAUAACACAGUUUAACAAAAUCCAAAUGCAAUGAGAUCAAUAGUUUAAUUAAUUUCUGUAGAUUUUAUUGUGUUGGUCACAGACUUAGAUAACAUACAUAUAUGACUUUGGUUUGGUUUAGUAAUAUCUAACAUCUUAUUUACACAAAAAGACAUUUAAGGAACAUGAUAUCAAUGCUAAUGUAACACAGCUAUAAUAUAUACCAACAUUCACUGCUACAAAAAGUGCCAAAAAGUGCUUUUUGUUUAUUGUUAACUUAGAUAUACAUGUAUUACAGAUAACAUUAUUGUGUUGGUAGAUAAUGUCACCUUGUCAAAAACCACGUUACACUUCAUUUAUUGAUUUGUUUUGGUUAACAUGGAACGAGUUUAAUUAACGUAUAGAUGUUUAUGUAGACACUGGGAUUUUAUUCAUUCUGAAGAUAUAAUCAUUACGUACACUGUAAUUUUGUCAUGAUAUACAAAAAGUGUACAUAUGUAUAGUGUAAAGGAGUGUAUUAAUUUUUUUUUGAAAUUUUCAUUUUAAUUUAUAUGAGAACCUACACAAUGUGAUAAGCAUCAAGUUCUCUGAAGAUCUAAUUUAUACUCAUGCUUGAUAAUUAUCAGCAUUUUUCAUACAGGUUCAUGUAAGGAAGUCUAGAAAUUCAUGAAAUGUUGAUUGUGAGUGGUAGUGAAAAAGCUGGAAUGUCAUGUAUCUUGAUGUCAUUUAUGUGGUAUGUAAAUGAGCGAUAGAAUGUAGGGAGGUGAGGAUGUUAAAAAAAGUCUGAAACUGUAGAAAAUACUGAGCAUUGGCUUAUUCUUCAAAGCAGAUUUACUGUGGUAGUUUUUGUGACUUAUAGACUCCAUCCCUUGAGGACAGAUAAGAAUUUCAACAUGAAUAGAAAUAAUCUUCAUUUGAAAAACAUGAGGCUUGCCAAGUGUUUCACAGCUUACCAAUCUUACUGAAAGGUUGAGAUCCCCUUGUCACAGCAGGUGGCCAAGUGGUUAAGGUGUCCCGACACUUUAUCAAGAGCCCUCCACCUCUGGGUUGUGAGUUCGAAACCCAUGUGGGGCAGUUGCCAGGUACUGACCAGAGGCCAGUUGUUUUUCUUUGGGUACUCUGGCUUUCCUCCGCCUCCAAAACCUGGCACGUCCUUAAAUGACUCUGGCUGUUAAUCGGACCAAAAUAAAUGAACUAAAUAAAAUUGUCACAAUACCAGGGGGGCGAAUAAUUAGCUUUCCUUUUCCCUGUUACCCAUAUUAUGUAUGUGAAAUUGAUGUUGCAUCAAUGGAAGACAUAUAUGACAUGAUUGAAUUAUUGAUUGUUAUCAUUGUAUUGGCACCAUGACAUCAUACAUUUGUUGUGAAUUGGAAAUCCCAUUCUCAUCCCUUUGAUGAGAUUAGCAGAAUCCUUCACCAGUCUGUUCUUUGGGCAGGAUUAUCUCAUAAAGCUUGUUGAGUGCCGGCCAGCCAAACUCUUCCACAAGGGUUGAGGUAUCCUUGUCAUGGUACAGGCUCAUGUUUCAUUAUUUUUCUCACAUGUCUAAAGAAAAAAGAGAGAAAAAAAUAACACAUUGUAAGGUGUUGUGAAUCUUAUUCAUCGUGUCAAUGUCUCCAGAAAGGCGAGUUGAAAUUGGUGACAUUAUCAAAUUACAUAAUGGUUACACUACAUAUAAUGCUGGGGUUACCAGUAACAUCAUCGUGAGUGUCGGCUGUCUUUCCCCUACCCCUUGUGAGAUUGAUUUAUAUUCCUAACAGCCAAGGAACCAUCCUGUGAAGUAUGUGAUAAGAGGGAAUUUCACACCUAUAAAGUGUGAAAAUGCUUGUCAGGGGUAACAUAAAAUUUAAACCAUGAACAUUCAAUAAACAGUGGAGCUUUCUAAUCUAACACCGUCUCGGCCCCUAACGAUAUAGUAACAGUGAGUUUGGAUAGAGACAUGUAAGUCAAUAUCGUGUAACUUCUUAGCUUAAACAUUAUACAGUACAGAGUAGAGUAUAAGUCUGGAUACAAAUCAAGAUAUAUUGGUAUAAUUUGGUUUCUAGGGAGGAAAGAAGAUCACAACAAUUUAAUUUGUGCGACUUUUUGUUCAUUUUGUUGAUACAAUGUAUAUUGAGAUGAUAACUGGAUUAUCAUCGCUGGUAUAUGUACAUGUUUGUGUUAUAACUUAUACAAUCGUUAUAACUAAUGUCCUACUUUAUUAUAUAAAACGUGUAUGCUUUGGAGUUCAAACUUGUCAGCAGAGAAAUGCUUUGAUAAUCAGUACUGCCAUGUUCAUAUCUUUAUUGAUUUUUUUUAAUUCUAAAAAAAGUGGGGUUUUUUUAAUUAAGAUUCAUCUUGUCCUGGGGUUCAAAAUGGUCAAAUUUUACAUGUACAAAAAUAACAAUCACUUCAUAUAUUUCAAAAGGUUAAAAUUUAGAAACUAAUAAAAGAAGAUUUUCUCAGGGUCGUUUCUCAUAUAAACACAAUAUGCUUGUCUCUGGAAUGUGGAAUUAAUAAAAGUUGAUCUCAAAGAAGAAGACUGCUGUCAAUGGGUUGAAACCAAAAGUGUAGUUGAAAGUGUAUCGAGUUUUAUAUCCAAGUUAUCUUGAUACACAUAUUAAUAAAACAUAAUUUUAACUGAUUAUGUUAUCGCCCUGAGUGUUUAAGAGGAUGUCAUUAUAUUGAAAUGCAUUUUAUACUAUCAUGUCUUCAAUGGGAUUUCAUUAAAACCAUUAAAUAUUUUUUCCUAAAA